Molecule: messenger RNA, 428 nt
Organism: Micropterus dolomieu (smallmouth bass)
Lineage: Eukaryota; Metazoa; Chordata; Actinopteri; Centrarchiformes; Centrarchidae
Product: actin cytoskeleton-regulatory complex protein PAN1-like
Exons: 4
Coding region: 1-402 (133 amino acids)
Source: RefSeq, a predicted model, not a curated record
AUGUCAUUAUUUGGAAAGAAAUGCUGUAAGGACUCAGCGUGCUGCAACAGAAAAACAUCAUACCUCAAAGUGAUUUUGGAAGAAGAGAAAGAUGUGCUGAAAGAGAUUCUGACAAAAGCAGCGAAAGAAACGUUGACUGAAGCAGUCGAGAGCAAAUUACGCAGCGAACAGUGGGAGGGCUGUUUUGAUGUGGCUAAAGAUCUGAUUAAAGAUGAUUCCACUCGGCCGACACUUAAAGCAAAGAAGCAGGAGCAGCAGCAACAUCCAGAGCAACAACAGGAUCAGCAACAGGAGCAACUCAGAAGAACUGAUCCCACCCAGCCAAGCCGUCCUGAAGCAGCAGCAGGGGAACAGGAUAUUCCGCUUUUGUCAAUGAAGUCAGGUUCCUCAAACCAGCAGUGAAGAUGGUCUACGAUGGUUUCAUUUAC